Messenger RNA from Physella acuta, 2933 nucleotides. RefSeq names its product neuroglobin. The record is from RefSeq and is a predicted model, not a curated record. Gene Ontology annotation, molecular function: oxygen binding; heme binding. Lineage: Eukaryota; Metazoa; Mollusca; Gastropoda; Physidae.
CGGUCAUCAGUAGGUGACGACAGCAGCCAGUGUCCUAUCGACAUUAGGCAAGCUUUUAAAAUCAAGCAAUCUUGGAAGGGAAUACGGCGAAAUAUGGAGGAGGCGGGCAUGGAGAUGUUUCUAAGGUACCACCGUCUUCUUCUAGCUUAUGCGCUCUUGAAGGUCUAUGUACAAUGGAUUGUAUGUGAGACUUAGACAGGAUUCUAUGUAAGACGAGGAAUGUCUUUAUGCUGCUAUGGCUUGUGGUAGCGUUACUUAGUGCCCGAUUGGCCUACUGCUGAUAAGGAUCUUCAGUUAGGAAAGGAUGAACCAUUGGAUACGUUGAUAAGUGGAUAAGUGGAUAAGUUUGUGUCGAGUGAGACGUUCCGUGGAUCUACGUUUUUGCGUGUUUCGAGGGUUUGAGGCGAGGAAAUGAAAGCUUUAUUUCGUUGUUGUCAGUGUGGAGAUGACACCAGUAGCAAUGACAACAACAACAAAGGUCUGAGUUUCUCAGAGUUGGACGAGAAGAAAGUCAUCACAACCGACAACCGGAGCGGGCUCAACGUCCGGCAAGUCUUUUCACUCAAACAGUCGUGGAAGGGGGUGAUGCGAGAUGAAGUAGCUUUUGGCGUGGAGAUGUUUGUUAGAUUGUUUAAGACUAGUGCCGACCUGCAGAACAUGUUCCAUGCUUUUAAAGACAUUCGAUCAGACGAUGAGCUGAGGUCAAAUGACGCCCUAGAGAACCACGCGACUCUGGUCAUGACGACAUUAGAUGACGCCAUCACCCACAUCGACGACUACGAGUUUGUGAAAGAAGUUCUCUACAAAACCGGCGGAUCUCACGUCAAAUUUGCUGGCUUCAAGUCGGACAACUUUUUGGCGAUUAAAGAACCAUUCUUAGAGGCGGUACGUGUGACGCUAGGGGACAGGUACACAGACAACAUGCAAAACAUCUACACCAUCGCUAUCACCUUCAUCCUACAGACUCUGAAAGACGGGAUGGAUGAAGCCUUAGGAGGAUCUGCUCACACAUCAGACGUACGCUCAGGCGUUUGAUGGACAUCUCUCUGUACAUACAUCAUCUACUUCGCCUUAAGUUCUUCACUAGAUUUAGUUGUGCGACUGGAGUUUUUGAUCUCAUUAACCAGUACUUGAUACAUGACUUGAUACAUGACUUGAUACAUGACUUGAUCUAACAUUGAAUCAGAAGAAUACCUUGACUGGAAUCUUACAUAAUUCUAACAGUUCAUUUUAAGAAAGAGAAAAAAAUUAUCAGUGUUACUUCGAAUAAUUCUUUCUUAGGUCAUAUAAUUUAACUUAAAUCAAACGGUAAAAAUUGGAGGUUUAACUCAGAUGAAAUUCUACGGAGGGAAGUCUAGCCCUGACUUAUGAUAUAAAACUCAGUUGAACAAGCGUCAAGUUUACAGAUGACAUUCCACGUCAUAACUCUAGCCAAGCUUAGGGUCUUAGCGCGGGUGGUUAGGGUUAGGGUGAAUGUUAGAGGCAUGGGUAGGGUUAGGGUUAGAGUUAAUGUUAAAGUUAGAGCUAUGGGUAGGGUUAGGGUUAGAGUUAAUGUUUAAGUUAGAGCUAUGGGUAGGGUUAGGGUUAGAGUUAAUGUUUAAGUUAGAGCUAUGGGUAGGGUUAGGGUGAAUGUUAGAGGCAUGGGUAGGGUUAGGGUUAGAGUUAAUGUUAGAGGUAUGGGUAGGGUUAGGGUUAGAGUUAAUGUUAAAGUUAGAGCUAUGGGUAGGGUUAGGGUUAGAGUUAAUGUUUAAGUUAGAGCUAUGGGUAGGGUUAGGGUGAAUGUUAGAGGCAUGGGUAGGGUUAGGGUUAGAGUUAAUGUUAAAGUUAGAGCUAUGGGUAGGGUUAGAGUCUUAGCGCAGGUGGUAUAAUAAAUAUGAUAACAUAUUGUAAAGCAAAUUUAUGUUAAAUGUUAAAUCUAUAGGUUGACCCCAAUCUUGUGUUGACCUAAUUAUUGGUAUUGUGUUAGCAAUCUGGGGAAGAUUUAGGGUUAGGGUUAGGGUUAAUGUUAGGGUUAGGUUAAUGUUAAUGUUAGAGUUAGGGUUAGGGUUAAGGUUAAUGUUAGGGUUAGGGUUAGAGUUAGGGUUAGGUUUAGGGUUAAUGUUAGGGUUAGGGUUAGAGUUAGGGUUAGGUUUAGGGUUAAUGUUAGGGUUAGGGUUAGGAUUAGAGUUAAUGUUAGGGUUAGGGUUAGGAUUAAAGUUAAUGUUAGGGUUAGGGUUAGGGUUAGAGUUAAUGUUAGGGUUAGGGUUAGGGUUAGAGUUAGGGUUAGGUUUAGGGUUAGAGUAAGGGUUAGGUUUAGGGUUAAUGUUAGGGUUAGGGUUAGGAUUAGAGUUAAUGUUAGGGUUAGGGUUAGGGUUAGAGUUAAUGUUAGGGUUAGGAUUAAGGUUAAUGUUAAUGUUAGGGUUAGGGUUAGGGUUAGGGUUAGAGUUAAUGUUAUGGUUAGGGUUAGGGUUAGGGUUAGAGUUAGGAUUAAGGUUAAUGUUAAUGUUAGGGUUAGGGUUAGAGUUAGGAUUAGGGUUAGAGUUAAUGUUAGGGCUAGGGUUAGAGUUUGAUUUUGAGGGUUAGGAUUGCUAGUAAACUACUUACAUUAGUGUAAAGUCAUCUAACGUUCCCCUCUAUGGUAUUGUAAUGUCAAGUAUAAGCAAUUCUUUGGGCGCUGUGUUCCAAUCAAUGUUUUUUUAAUGCAGUUCUCGAUUUGAUGCUAAAUAAUUAGAUGGUUAUAUUCGUAGUUAGCGUUAGAUGAUUAGAUAUGUAGAGAGCAACUUGUAUAAUUAAUAGAAACAAAAUAUUAUGUAAAUAAUUUUCUUUAAAUAUAUUGAAGCAAUUUUAUUAGAUUUCAUUGUGCUAUUUUUAGAUGUUUUGCUAUAUCAAAAUGUAAUGUUUAUUUGAGUAAAUUUGUAGUUUGUCAUCAACUAAUAAAAUGUAACUUAUUUCUC